Messenger RNA from Maniola jurtina (meadow brown), 3226 nucleotides. RefSeq names its product tyrosine-protein kinase transmembrane receptor Ror2 (gene Nrk). Gene Ontology annotation, biological process: protein phosphorylation; positive regulation of kinase activity; multicellular organism development. Gene Ontology annotation, cellular component: signaling receptor complex. The transcript has a single exon. Gene Ontology annotation, molecular function: ATP binding; transmembrane receptor protein tyrosine kinase activity; protein binding. NCBI's taxonomy places the organism in Eukaryota, Metazoa, Arthropoda, Insecta, Lepidoptera, Nymphalidae. The coding region runs from base 206 to 2122 and encodes 638 amino acids. The record is from RefSeq and is a predicted model, not a curated record.
UACGACGGACUAUAGUUAGGUAUAUAGUAUACUGUGGUGAACGAUAACUUUAGGUGAAAAUUUUGCUAAAAUCAAUAAUAAAUAAUGCUUCCGCCAUUGUGUACUGAUUAUAAUAUUUUCAGCGUUUUGUAAAUAGCUGUAAGGUUUAAAUGAAAAUGCAACGAUUUUAUAUUUUAUACAUCGAACCACUAUCUCUAUUAUAACAAUGAACGUGUGUUGUAAAGUAAUUGUAGUGCUUCUUUCAAUUAAAUCUGUGCAUCUUUAUUGUGGUCCAUACAAUGGACAAAUUUGCAAGCACUAUUCAACUGGGUUUGUAUGGUACAACCAUACUGGAGGCCUUGAAAACGAAAAGAUCACAACCGGGCUAUGGAGGGAAAUGAUAUCCACUUUAAAGGAACCUUGUCGAAGUAAAGCAGAAAAACUGUUGUGUGCUUAUGCCUUCCCUAAGUGCAUCAUUAGAGACGGUGAAGGUUAUUUUGCAUUGCCACUGUGUUAUGAAGACUGUAUGGCUGUCAAAAUGCAAUUCUGUUACAAUGAUUGGAUAGUCAUUGAAGAACAGAAACGCCGGGGUGUAUUCUUCGAGUCUAGAGGACACUUUAGGUUUCCAGAAUGUGAAAACCUUCCUAAAUUUUCUGGUAAGGGUUCACAAGUAAGUUGUAACAAUGCAGGCAUCAUAGAUAUGGACUACAGCCAAGUGACAACUACAUGCAUUAGAGGAAAUGGCCGAUAUUACCAGGGUACUAUAAACGUCACUGAGAGCGGUCUAGCUUGCCAGGCAUGGGAAUCACAGCAUCCUCACCAACAUACAAGACCACCUUUAGUAUUUCCUGAAGUUCAAAACGCAACUAAUUACUGUAGAAAUGCUGGUGGGGAGGAGCGGAAGCCCUGGUGCUACACCAUGGACCCGAAUGUUAGGUGGGAGACUUGUGACAUACCAACAUGUGCCAAUUUUAGUGAAGAAAUAGACAAUAUGAAUGGACCAAUGAUUAUGGAAAAUUAUUUUACUCCUAGUUUUGUCUUGCUGCUUUCCAUUGGCGGUCUUGGAUGUAUUCUAGGUAUAGCAUCUAUAGCUCUUUUAUGCCACUAUUUUUUGAAAACCCAUUACUCUAAAUGUAAUAUGUCGAGCCGUAGAAACUUGCAAAAUGUUGAUAUAGACUUGGACAAGCUACCGAGUAACCUGGCUUAUCACACAACCGGUGCGCAACUUAAUCCUAAGUUGGAGAAACUGGAGUUUCCCAGAAAUAACAUUAUUUACAUCAGGGACUUGGGUCAGGGUGCAUUCGGAAGAGUUUUUCAAGCCAAAGCACCAGGCUUGGUUCCUGAAGAAGAAUUCACUUUGGUUGCAGUUAAAAUGCUCAAGGAUGAAGCGUCGCAUGAUCUACAACUAGACUUUGAAAGGGAAGCUUGUUUAUUGGCUGACUUUGAUCAUCCCAAUAUUGUCAAAUUACUAGGUGUGUGUGCUAUAGGACGCCCUAUGUGUCUGUUAUUUGAAUAUAUGGGAAAAGGUGACUUGAAUGAGUACUUGAGAGCAUGCAGCACAGCAACUAACUUUCCACCUGGUGUUGAAAAUAGAGAGGAUUUAAGGCUUCUCGUUGCCCCUUUAACUCAUAUGGACCUUCUACAUGUCGCUAGGCAGAUUGCUUCUGGAAUGGUAUACCUCUCAGACAGAAAAUUUGUACACCGUGAUUUAGCGACUAGGAACUGUCUUAUUAAUGAUGAUAUGGUCGUUAAAAUUGCCGAUUUUGGAUUGUCACAUAAAAUAUAUUUACAAGAUUAUUACAAAGGAGAUGAACAUGAUGCUAUUCCUGUGCGAUGGAUGCCUUUAGAGAGCAUAUUGUACAAUAAAUACACAUUAGAGUCAGAUGUAUGGGCAUAUGGUGUAUGUCUGUGGGAAAUAUUUUCGUUUGCCCUACAACCUUACUUUGGUAUGACCCAUGAAGAAGUAGUAAGGUUUUUAAAAGAUGGCAAUGUCCUCGCUUGCCCUGACAAUACUCCGAGAUGUGUUUAUGAUUUGAUGAAACAAUGCUGGAAUCAUCACCCCAGUGAUCGUCCAAAUUUUAGAAUAAUAUACCAAACACUGGACAAUAUACAAAUGAUACUGGAGCGAAGUCAUUCAAAUUGAUUCAGUUUCUUUUACUGAAUUACUAAACUUGAUUACUAAGAUUGGAUAUGAAAGAAAUAUUUUAUGUAUCAUUAUUCUAUUGUAUUCAAGAUCAUGUUUCUUGUCUUGCCCUUAGAUGUAAAUAAAGAGCCUUAGGUAACCAUUCCUUUAAUGUUCUGUACAUGUAAAUGUAAUCCUAAGUAUUGACUGUGUUGGUUAAUUUACAGCAAGUGAUUCAAUCUCUCAAGUUUGUCUGUGGUGAUUAAUUAUUUUGUUAUGACUUUGAAUGCUUAAAACAUGACACAAAUUGCUAGAAUUUAGUUCUAUAAAUAUUUUGCACAGUAAACAUAUGAUAAGACUUAAUGUUCUAGCACCCCUCAGGGCCAUUAUAGCUUAUCAGUAUUGUUUUUAGAAUUGUAGCUAUUUUAACAAUAAUCAGCAGUAUCAAUAUAACAAGACUGAUUUUCGUUACUAUUGUUUCCUUGUAGGUUAUGCUAAUGUUUGUUUAAUUUAUGAUAAUUAUUUUAAGAUGCAAAUGUAUAAGUUCUCAAAAAAAAAUUUAUUUUAGAAAUCUGUAAAUUUAAUUUACUUAAAUGUAUAUUACAAAAAAGCAUUACGAUAAAAGUUAUAUCCUUGAUUGCCAAAAAAUGAGUCACUGUGAAAAUGGUGGAUUACCUAUCAGUGAAAUUAAAACUUUGAUUUUAGUUUUACAGGUGAAAGUAAGCAACUGCUAAUUUGUACUUACCUAUUUCCAUAAAAUCACACAUUAAUGUAAACAUGAAGAAAAUAUUUAUUUUCCUUUUCUAGUUUUUAAACUAUGAGACAUUUUACCAAAAACUAAGUUUGCUUACAAUAGACAUCAAAAAUGUAGGUGUGUUAACAGUAAGGAAUAUUAUUUAAAAAUAAUUUUGCAAGAAAGCCAUCCAAUAGUCCAAGGAUAAAACAUUGGGUUAAUUAAUAUCACUGCCAAAUAGAAAUUGUAUAAACUUUUAUUUCAUAUUGUAAGUAUAUUUAAUCUGUUUUUUAUAAUUCUCUUACAAUUUGUAUUUUUAUGAAACAAUUAUACAUAUUUUAAUUUAUUAAGUUGUGUUUGACGUUAAGAAUAAAUGAUUCGAUUUUUAAUAA